ACGUUCAGAAAUUGAGGCAUCAAUAAGAAGCUUCGGUAACGAGUUUUGCAAUUUUGCUUUUCUCUUUUCUAAGAUGAAUCUUACGAGACAAAUAAAAAGAUUUAAUAAUUCAACAGUGCAUGAUUUCACCAAAUUUCUUUCAUUUCGCAAAAAAACCACACAACUUUCCAUCAAAGAUAAGAGAAAGUGGCUUCAGUCUGAAAAGCUUUAUGGACAGCCAACAUUUAAGACACAUCCUCACUUGUUAAAGGAGAAUGAACUUGUUCAGGGAAUUAAAUUGGAAGAAAUUGUAACAAGAAGAACUCGUUUGGCUGACACAAUCAAAGCUUAUUCGUCUUCUAAUCAUACCACAAUUAAGAAUCAUUUGAUUGUUAUACCGUCAGGAACUAAAAAGUUUAUCAGUGCUUCGAUUCCUUAUGUUUUCCGUCAAAAUUCUGAUUUUUUGUACCUUACCGGUUGUCUUGAACAAGAUUCGCUUCUCGUUCUAGAGAUUAAUGAAAAGUCGACAAAAAGUGUAUUAUUUUUAAGACCCAAAGACAAGAAUGCUGAACUUUGGGACGGUACAAGAACUGGACCAGAUAAUGCUAUUGAAUUAUUUGGUGUUGAUCAAGCAUUUCCUAUAAAUGGCUUUCAAGAUUUUGUUGAAAAAUUCAAGAAGCAAUCAGCCACAAUGAUUUGGUAUGAUGAGAAAAAUAGUGAUCAGAAAAAUCUUUCACAGAUAUUAAAUCCACCAAAAGAAGGCUUCGAAUGUCCUACAAAAUUUAUUCAUACACUCCGAUGGAUAAAAUCAGAAUCAGAGAUUGAACUUAUGCGCAAAACUUGUGAUAUUGCUUCGAACGCUAUUAAUUCAACAAUAAAAAAAUCUCAUCCACAAAUCAGUGAACAUCAAAUAUUUGCUGAAGUUGAUUAUCAGUGUCGAAGAAAUGGAGCACACAUGCUUGCAUAUCCACCAGUAGUUGCUUCGGGACGAAAUUCCACAACAAUUCAUUACAUCAAUAACACUCAAAUCGUAAAAGAUGGAGACAUGGUGUUGUUAGACGCUGGCUGUGAAUAUGGCGGCUAUUCUUCAGAUAUCACAAGAACAUGGCCAAUCAAUGGAAGCUUCACAGAUUCACAACGUGUUCUUUAUGAAAUUGUGCUUAAUCUGCAGAAAGAUUUGAUUAGAAAUUUAUUAAAUUCUGGUGGCUUAACACUCGAUGAACUCUUCGAUACUAUGUGCUUACGUUUGGGAAAAUAUUUACAAGAAAUUCAUUUGAUUCCAAGCGAUAAAAGUGGAUAUGAUUUAGCCAGAGCUGCUUAUAAAUUUUGUCCGCAUCAUGUGUCACAUUACCUUGGCAUGGAUGUUCAUGACACUGCGUUAGUCUCUCGUAGCAACAAGUUGGUUCCAGGAAACGUUUUUACUGUUGAACCUGGAAUUUAUAUGAGUGAAGAAAGACAAGAUGUGCCAGAAGAAUUUCGUGGAUUAGGCUUGAGAAUUGAAGACGAUGUUCUGGUGACACCAAACAUGAAAAUUGAAAUUCUUACCAGUCAAUGUGCAAAGGAGACUGCCGAUUUGUUAAAAUCAGUCAACAAUGAAUAAUAAAAUAAAAGUUUAGUAUUUAGGGUGGAACAUCAACA
Clunio marinus is the source of this 1617-nucleotide messenger RNA. The record is from the annotation of a GenBank genome assembly. NCBI's taxonomy places the organism in Eukaryota, Metazoa, Arthropoda, Insecta, Diptera, Chironomidae.